AUGACAUGGGGGUACAUUCCUACUUUAAAUAAACCUGAGAGACAGGGUGUGCAGCGAUAUGAUCGUAAAAAACGGUGGACAGGUAUAUUGCAGACUUUGCUAGGUGAUGAAUAUUAUGUGGUGGAAGAAGGUCUAAAUAGUAGAACAACCAAUAUUGAUUAUAGUGCGCCAGAAAAAGCCGGACGGAAUGGCAAACAAUUUCUACCAAUUUGCUUAUGUACGCAUGCUCCUUUAGAUGUGGUUAUAGUCAUGCUGGGUAUCAAUGAUUUGAAAAAUGAAUUUAAUCAUCGUACAAGCAAAGAUAUCGCCAGUGGACUGGAUGAGCUACUUACCAUUAUUAAUCAAUCAACAUAUGGCACUGACAUGAAAUCUGCACCAAAAAUUUUAUUAAUUAGCUCGCCGAUACCCACACAUGAACAAGGCUUUCCGGACAAUGCGUUUACAAAUGCAAUUAUUCGUGCAAAAGAUUUUGCCAAAGAUUUUAAACAAGUUGCCGAUAAACACAAGGCUUAUUUUAUGGAUGCAGCUAGCGAAAUAAAACCAAGUGAUAUUGAUGGUAUACAUUUUGACGACGAAGCACAUAAACGGCUUGCCGAUAUGUUGUAUUCUGAAAUAAAAAAAAUUCUAUAG
Molecule: messenger RNA, 630 nt
Organism: Didymodactylos carnosus
Lineage: Eukaryota; Metazoa; Rotifera; Eurotatoria; Philodinida; Philodinidae
Source: the annotation of a GenBank genome assembly